AUGGAAGAAGAUUGUAAUGGUAGUUACCAUGAGCCAAAUAUAGAAGAUGACUACAGUGUUGAUUCUUUGGGUGUACGCUAUCACCUAAAAGAGUACUCUAUUCGUGAACUAAAAAAUGCACAAAAACUUUUUAAUCUUUGGCACGCGUCACCACGCAAUGCUAUAGAGAGAGAAUUUGGGGUGUUGAAAAAAGGAUUUGCUAUCAUUGCAAGUUCAACUGAGCCACAGUACACUUUUGAUGCACAAAGAGAUGUUUUCGUAGCAUGUUGUAUACUGCAUAACUUUUUAAUGAGUAUUGAUCCUGAUGAGGAGCUUAUUGCUGAUGUUGAUCGUGAGCUCUUAAAUAGUAGGAGACGACUUAGGCGCAAUGCAAUAGAUGAGGAUACCGAAGAAGGAAAAGUUAUUCGUGAUAAUAUAGCUGCUCAAAUGUGGAAGGCCUAUAAUUCCAGUGGCUUUGAAUGGGAUUCUGAGAGCAAGCUAUUUUUAGCAAAGUAUGUCAAGCCUUGA
Molecule: messenger RNA, 507 nt
Organism: Amaranthus tricolor (Joseph's coat)
Lineage: Eukaryota; Viridiplantae; Streptophyta; Magnoliopsida; Caryophyllales; Amaranthaceae
Exons: 3
Coding region: 1-507 (168 amino acids)
Source: RefSeq, a predicted model, not a curated record